AAUCACCACGACGACGGCCAGAAAAAGAAGAAAAAGGUCAAAGAAAAGGGAAAUUAAAAGAGGGAAGUUCAGCGUUUUUAUUUUUUCCCCUUUUGGUUUAUGGGUUUGGUUCUCUCUCUGUAGAUUUUAUCGUUCGAUCUUCUGUUAUCACUUGGUUGAUCAGUGAAUGCUGAUUUUUAAUGCAGGGUUAUUAUGCCAGUGCUCACUGCUUGAGCCACUUGGACAGGUUGUGAAGUAGGAAUGAGCUCCGUUUAUUAGUUGUUAUGGUUGGUUGUGAGUUAUGGCUGGCAGUACGAGAUUUGAGUUAACUUCAAGUAGCCCGGAGGGAUCGUCCUUUGCUGCCACCUAUUCAAAUGGACAACGGGGCAACUAUUCUGCUGCCAAUCUGGAUAGGCCGAGGAGCUUCCGUGAGGGAAUGGAAAACAGGAUGCUAAGUUCUGGUCCGGGGUCGUCCAGAGGGAGUAAUACCUUGUCAGCAAGCAUGCCUCCCUUGUCCCAGUGUUUGUUGUUGGAGCAAGUUCCUCUCAGCGAUCAGAAAUUAGCUAGUGCAGUACAGCUAAGGAGGGCUAUGGGUGUUAAUAUUGGAAACACCUCCGAGGACCAUUCUGUUGGAGCUGCCCACUCCAAGGUUCCUCCUUCCGUAGCAAUAGAGGAUCUAAAACGUGUCAAAUUAUCUAUUUCUGAUGCCCGUAGUAAGGCGAGGGAGAGACUGAAAACUUUGGAUGACUCUAUUAUAAAAUUGGACAAAUAUUGUGAUGACUCAAGGAAGAAACAACGGAAUGAACUCUUAUCAAGCGAAAGGUCAGGUGGGACAAAUUUGUCGAAGAUGGGGGGACAGAUUCAAAACCGUCCGGGUCUUGUAACACAAAGGAUGGAGGAGAGGACUAAGAAUGCUGUUCCGAAUAAGAGAGUUCGUACAUCUGUUGCAGUUGCAGAAGUACGGGCAGAAGGUCGGAAUUCUACCCUUUCGAGGCAACCUGGGCUCAUUGAAAAGGAAAGGGAUGUGCUCAGGGCUGGUAAUGGGGGUUCUGUUCUUGUUGAAGAAAAGAUCCGUGGACUUCCUGCUGGAGCGGAAGGGUGGGAGAAAAAGAUGAAAAGGAAACGUUCUGUUGGUACAGUUGUUACUAGAGGUAUGGAUGGUGACAGAGAGGUUAAACGAGCAAUGCAUCAGAAGCUUAAUAGUGAUCCUAGGUCUCGAUCUUGUGAUGCCCAUGGUUUCAGAUCCGGAACUGCGAAUGGAAUUACUGGAAUGAAUAAGUUGGAAGGUGCCUCACAGCCUACUACUUCCAAUGCCCGUGUAUUAUCCAGGAACGAGCUGGAAAGUGCUUCUAUCCCCCGAGAUCGUGCAGCUGGGCUGGAUAAGGAGAGAGUUGUAGCGAAGGCAAACAAUAAGCUAAAUAUUCGCGAGGACAGUCAGUCAGGCAGCCCUAGUGCAGUGACAAAAGGAAAGGUUUCGAGGGCACCAAGAACUGGUUCUAGUUCUGGUUCUGGUUCUGGUUCUGGUUCUGGUUCUGUUGUGGUGACAACCUCAUCUCCUAACUUCCCUCGCUCAUCUGGAGUUCUUGAUGCUUGGGAGCAGCCACCAAGCAUAAACAAAGCUCAGUCUGUGAGUGGAACAAACAACCGCAAGCGUCUGCCUACGGGAUCAUCUUCUCCACCUAUGGCCCAAUGGUUUGGUCAGAGGCCACCAAAAAACUCACGUACAAGGAGAGCAAAUCUAGUACCUCCUGUUUCAAACACUGAUGAAGCUCAGAUAUCAUCAGAAAGCUUUCCACCUUCUGAUAUUGGUGGUAGAUUAAAUUCUAAUGAGCCCAAUGGAUCAGUACUUGCUAGGGGUGCAUCUAAUAACACACAACAAUGUAAAAUGAAGCUUGAAAGUGUUCCAUCUCCUGCUAGAUUAUCUGAAAGUGAGGAAUCAGGAGCUGGUGAAAACAAAUUCAUUGAGAAAGGGCUGGAUAAUACUGAGUUAGAGGACAGAGGCAUAAAUGCAGUUCAGAAAGUUGGACCAUUCUCAUUGCCUACAAAGAAGAAUAAAAUAUUUGUGAAGGAAGAAAUUGGUGAUGGAGUGCGGAGACAAGGAAGGAGUGGAAGGAGUUCAUCGUUAUCGAGAGUGGGUGUCCCUCCAGUGAGGGAAAAAUCAGAGAACACAGCCACAACAAAGCCACUUCGAAGCACGAGGCCGGGUUGUGAUAAAAAUGAAAGUAGGUCAGGGCGCCCCCCGUUGAAAAAGUUGUCAGAGCGCAAAGCUUUUGCUCGCCCUGGGCAUGUGCUUAACAGUGGUUCCUCAGAUUUCAUGGGUGGUGAAUCAGAUGAUGAUCAUGAAGAACUAUUAACAGCUGCUAAUUCUGCUCAUAGUGCGAGCUAUCAUGCCUGUUCUGGUUCAUUUUGGAAGAAAAUGGAAUCAAUUUUUGCUUCUGUCAGUUCAGUGGAUGCAGCCUUUUUGAAGAAGCAGAUAAAUUUUGCUAAGGAGCUUGAUGAAAGUCUGCGUCACAUGUUUGGUGCUGACUUUAAUGUUCUGGGUGAACUUGGCAAAGAAGUCUCGUUGUCUCAACCUCCUGCUUUUGGCGAGAAGCAAGGAAGUCAACCCAAUGGAAUUGGAUCAAAUGAAUUUGAUAAGGCUGCAUGUUUGGUAGAUCAAUCACAGGGUAUUGGUACUUUAUGUGGAGGAAUAAAUGUUGAAGGAAGGUUUGACAAAGUUACUCCAUUGUACCAACGAGUUCUCUCUGCCUUGAUUGGAGAAGAUGUGGUUGAGGAAUUUGAUCGUAACAGUGAAAGCAGAAAUGUUACUUCUCAAUAUGCAAAUGAAGAUUCUCCUUCUGGUACAUGUAAUCAUGUUGACAUUGAAUCAAAAUAUAGUGAGAGAAUGGAAUCCGAUAUUGAGUCGGAAUUCGAUCCUAGGACUCAGAAACGCUCGUUUGACUUCUACUCAUGUAAUGGUAGUACUACUUCUAACAGCUUUAGGAGUACAAGCAUUUGUAAACCUUCAUAUAAUGAUGAGUUAUGGCAAGCAGAUGAUGGUUUAGUGCAUUCAGAGGCUGGUGUUGUCUCUAGGCUCAGUCAAACAAAUCUGGAAGGGCCCCAGGAUGUCCAAACAAAUAUUUCUGGCAUUUCUUCCUCUGAUUAUGAAUAUCAACAGAUGAGUCUGGAUGACAAACUUUUGCUGGAGCUGCAGAGCAUCGGCCUGUAUCCUGAAACAGUGCCUGAUCUAGCAGAGGGAGAAGAGGAGAUCAAUAAGGACAUUGUGAAACUCAAGAAGGGGCUUUAUGAACAGGUGGGAAAAAAGAAAGAUUACUUAUUUGAAAUGGAUAAAGCUGUUCAAAGAGGAAGGGAGAUGGAAGUGCGGGAUCUUGAGCAGGUUGCCAUGAAUAAGCUUGUGGAGAUGGCGUAUAAGAAGCACAUGGCUUGCCGGGGAAGUCAUGCUUCGAAGAGUGGUGUCAACAAGGUUUCAAGGCAAGUUGCUAUGGCUUUUGUGAACCGAACUCUUGCAAGAUGUCAAAAGUUUGAGGACACUGGAAUAAGUUGCUUUAGUGAGCCUGCAUUGCGGGAUGUCCUUUUGGCCACCAGCAAUGAUGCUAAAACUGUUGACUGUGUUGAGGGGGCUGCCACAAAUUUGUAUGCAGCAGGUAGUAGCUGUCAACCUGAGGCUAGGGCAUCAGCCACAGGUGCCUUUUCCAGUAUGGUUGAGCGAAAUGGUCCUCACAGUGAUAAGCUUGAGAGGGGUUCAUCAGGCACAUUUCACAUUCUUGCUCACUCAUCGGACCCAGUUUUUGCGAAACAUGAACCUAUAUUAAACAGGGGGAAGAAGAGGGAAGUGCUGCUUGAUGAUGUUGUUGGCAGUGCGACCUCACGAGUCACAUCAGCUCUUGGAAACGCACUCUUGGGUGGAGCAAAAGGAAAGAGAAGUGAGAGAGAGAGGGAUCUGAACAAGGAUACUUUAUCAAGAAAUUCUGCAGCCAAAGGUGGCCGUCCAUUGGGUAAUUUUAGGGGUGUCCGAAAAAAUAAAACAAAACCCAAACAAAAGACAGCUCAAUUAUCAACUUCAGGAAAUGGACUUCUUGGAAGGCUUGCAGAAACUACUCAUCCUGUGUACCCUUCUGGGGGUGGUUCUAGUGAAACAGUGACUCGUGGCAGCGUUAAAGCAAGUGGAGAAAUGGGGUUGGUGUCCCCUGGUAACACUCAGUCUAAAGAGACUGGGGAACCUGUUGACUUUCCAAAUUUGCCACUUCAUGAAUUAGAUCCCAUAGAAGGACUAGGUGUAUCAAAUGACCUUGGUGGGAACCAAGAUCUCAGUUCAUGGUUGAACUUCGAUGAAGAUGGCUUGCAAGACCAUGAUUCAAUGGGCCUCGAAAUACCUAUGGAUGAUCUUUCAGAUUUAAAUAUGCUUAUCUGAGUACUGCCCACUGUAAAUCCUGUGCAUUGUUCAAGAGAUUAUUUAAGAGUGCUAGAGCUGCUGUUGAGAGACAACUAACUUCUUAAAUCAUGUCUUAUUAAGUUGGCAGUUGUAAUUAUGGUAGUCCAUUCUUUUGUAUACUUCUUUGAAGAAGUUGUUGACAAGAGUCUUGAAUGUUUAUGUGAAGCGAAAGUUCUGUCCUUAUAUCAAAAUAUAACUUGUGUAAA
Molecule: messenger RNA, 4617 nt
Organism: Macadamia integrifolia
Lineage: Eukaryota; Viridiplantae; Streptophyta; Magnoliopsida; Proteales; Proteaceae
Exons: 16
Coding region: 281-4390 (1369 amino acids)
Source: RefSeq, a predicted model, not a curated record